Molecule: messenger RNA, 4658 nt
Organism: Melospiza georgiana
Lineage: Eukaryota; Metazoa; Chordata; Aves; Passeriformes; Passerellidae
Gene: GPR161
Product: G protein-coupled receptor 161
Exons: 8
Coding region: 602-2239 (545 amino acids)
Biological process (GO): G protein-coupled receptor signaling pathway
Cellular component (GO): membrane; recycling endosome
Molecular function (GO): G protein-coupled receptor activity
Source: RefSeq, a predicted model, not a curated record
CCGGGAGAGGCUCGGGCCGCGGCGGCUGGCGGGGGUCCCGGGCGCCCCAGCCGGGAACGUACUGCUCUGGCGGCGGCGGGCGGAAAGUACAGAUAAAAAUGGGAAAAAGGUGUCUUUCCAGACUGACAGUGCUGCCUAAUGCCACAACAGCCACGCAGAUGGAAGCGUUUCUAUGUGUGAAGGACUGAAUGAAGUAAGAAGUGAUUGCCGUGUGAAGGCAGCAGGAAAAAGAGGAAUUGCUAAGGAAUUGGAAGAAAUAACAAGGUUUCACAAAAUGAGGCUGUGAAUCAAUGGAUGAGAAGUCAAGGAUUAAAGGUUCUCAGGCAUUUCUGUAGCAUGGACUGCAUCUUAAUGCAAGGAAGUGUCUUUCAAACCUCAUGUACAGAAAGUCAAUUCCUCCAGUCCUUUGGUGUUGGCAGUAAAAUGCAAUCAGCAGUGUAGCUAAGGCUUGGUGUUAUCCUCUUUGGUGUGCCCACAGGCAAUUUACUGCCCCUUCACUUGCCCAUCUAAAAUAUGUAGUUUCCUGCAUGCUACAGGUAAAUUUUAACAAAGGCAAAAGGGCCUCCAGUCUUUGGAAAGAGUUUGAAGAACUAUUACCUGGAUGUUUCUGAGCGUUGUUCUGCUUCUAGCUGCUCAGCGUGUCUUGGCUGCUCCAGAUCUGCACACUCUGACCAUGAGCAGCAAUUCCUCCCUCAGCAAUGGGAAGGGCCUGAGGAACCUGACCACAGAGGAAGAUGGGGCAGUCAGAGUCACUGAGUCUGUUGCUAUAAUUGUCAUUGCCAUCUUCAUCUGUUUGGGCAACCUGGUGGUUGUUGUCACUCUGUAUCGCAAGUCAUACCUUCUCACCUUGAGCAACAAGUUUGUGUUCAGCCUGACCCUCUCCAACUUUCUACUCUCUGUGCUGGUGCUGCCUUUUGUUGUGACCAGCUCCAUCAGGCGAGAAUGGAUCUUUGGGGUUGUUUGGUGCAAUUUUUCAGCCCUGCUCUACAUGCUGAUCAGCUCAGCCAGCAUGCUCACUCUGGGACUCAUAGCUAUAGACCGGUACUACGCUGUGCUGUACCCGAUGGUUUAUCCGAUGAAGAUAACGGGCAACAGAGCAGUGGUAGCUCUUGUGUACGUGUGGCUGCACUCCCUUAUCGGCUGCCUCCCUCCCCUUUUUGGCUGGUCCUCCUUGGAGUUUGACCAAUUCAAGUGGAUGUGUGUGGCAGCCUGGCACAAGGAGAUUGCCUACACAGCCUUUUGGCAGAUCUGGUGUGCGCUGCUGCCAUUCGUGGUCAUGAUGAUCUGCUACGGAUUCAUAUUCCGUGUGGCAAGGAUUAAGGCCCGCAAAAUUCACUGUGGGAGUGUUGUCAUUGUGGAGGAGGACUCGCAGAGGAAUGGGAGGAAGAACUCCAGCACCUCCACGUCAUCCUCUGGCAGCCGAAGGAACGCUUUCCAAGGGGUUGUUUACUCAGCCAACCAGUGCAAAGCUUUCAUAACCAUCUUGGUUGUCAUUGGGGCUUUCGUCAUUACGUGGGGACCUUACAUGGUAGUAAUAACAUCAGAGGCACUUUGGGGUAAAAACAGUAUUUCCCCUGCUUUGGAGACAUUGGCUACAUGGCUGUCCUUUUCCAGUGCCAUUUGCCAUCCGCUAAUUUAUGGGCUGUGGAACAAAACGGUGCGCAAGGAACUCCUGGGAAUGUGCUUUGGGGAUCGGUAUUACCGUAAGUCCUUUGUUCAGCAGCACAGGACAUCUAGGCUCUUCAGCAUUUCCAACAGGAUCACAGAUUUGGGACUAUCUCCUCACCUUACUGCCCUCAUGGCAGGUGGGAGGCCAUUGGGAAACAGCAGCAGCACAGGAGAUACAGGUUUCAGCUGCUCACAGGAUUCAGGAACAGAUACAAUGCUUCUUGAAGAUUAUAGCUCAGAUGGCCCUCAUGCCCCUCACUGCAUCUGUCCUCCUCGAAGGAGGAGUUCAGUGACAUUUGAAGAUGAAGUGGAACAAAUCAAAGAGGCUGCAAAGAAUUCUGUUCUUCAUGUAAAAGCUGAAGUGCAUAAAUCUCUGGACAGUUACGCAGCCAGUCUGGCCCGAGCUAUAGAAGCUGAUGUGAAACUCAGCCUGUUUGGGGAAGAUGCUUUACCAGGAGCCCUGUUCCCCUCAUGGACUCUGACAGGAAGCAGUGGGAACAUCCGGCGUGGUGCCAGGCCCCAUGCCAGCCAAAGACUGAAGCUGCAGAGCAUCGAUGAAGGGAACAUUUGACACAAGCACUGGAGUGGGAAAACAGAAUGAAACCACCAAGCAGGUCCUACUGCAGCUGGUAGUGUUUCACCAGAACCAGGACACCUUGUCAGAAUGUUUCCAGUGUUUUUUCACAGGGAAAUAGCUGGGUUCUGGUACUUGCAUUAGCAUUUUACAGCAAUGUUUGUUUACUGGUUGGGGUGCUACUGACUCUUCUGCACAUCAUUAUCAUACAGCACAUAAGGAAAGCAGAGCUUGGUUUCAUUGACCACAUCAUUAGUCAGUUGAAUCUUGGGUCCAUUGGCCAAAGCUGAUACCAGAACAAAACAGAAAAGGUAUGUGCAGUGUUUAAUUCAUUGUUACAUCCAUCCUUUUCUGACCACCAGGAUAAUCAGCUGAUACUUGAUAGCUGUAGUGCUCCAAUAGGAGCUUGUGCAUUGGAUAAGACAUAAAGCCUUACUCCCAGCUGAGCAAUGUGGACUUCACUAAAGACAAAGCCUGAACUUUUCCCAGAGCUCAUGCAGAUUAUGGUCCUACUUACCUUUGCUGGGGGAUAUUUCUGUCUGUUCAGCCAUCAGAAUGCCAUAUCUGACAUUGGACUGUGUUUUGCUUCAGCGGCAUGGAACACCAGCUCCUCUGGAUGUAAUGAAUGGGAAUAAACAUGUGCUGGGAGCAGCACAGAGAUAGGAUUUGAGGAAAUCAUUAGUGCAGAAUUCUUGGUUUCUUUGAGAACUUCAGCUCAUGUUUUGCUGUUAUUAAAAGGGCACUCUGUGGCUGUGCUAAACCUGACAGAAUAUAAAUGAGAUAUUAUCACUUCAUAUUCAGGAUUCAUCUUCUAGAGAGAAGACAGCUGUUUUUGGGUUUUUUUAAUCAUGAGGGAAUGUAGUAUUUAAGCUGUAGUUACCUCAGUGCUUUUAUUUCUUGGAGUAUUAAUUAAUUAAUCUCAAAAAUAAGAACAUUUGGCACUUAUAUUGCACUUUGCAUGUUCUUAAGCACUGUACAGACAUUACCUUGUUAGGCCUUUGUGAGAGGGUUGAUCAGCCCUGCUUGCCAAAGAAGGGGAACUCGGCACAGCCAAGCUGCUGGCAGUGAAACAAGGUGCAAAGGUGGCAAGUUCUAUAAGGAAAAGAGGGAUGAGGUGGAUCAUUCGAGUAUAUCCAGCUUGAGGAACUUUUCUGUGCCUUUGUGGGCUACCCCCUUCCUUACUUUGUGGGGUUAAAACCCUGCCUUACUGUGUAUGCCAGAGAGGAAAUGUAAGUGAGCAGGAUAAUUUCUUGGGAGUGGGUGUCAGUAGCAAAUGGACUUAAGGACCGAGGGUUUGCAUGUGUUUACUCUGUGUCUGCUCGCCUGUGCCUCUACCUUUCCCCAGAAGUGCUUUGUAUGAGGUUUUGCUGCAGAUUGUUUGGAAAUCAUGAUCAGGAUGUUUCCAUCUGGGUAAAAACGGGGUGUACACCCAUUGAGUUUUGUCUUUGUAUGACUUACUCAGAGGCACAGAAGCAAAGUGCUAUGAGGCAGAGCCUUGGUCCAGUACUGUAUUUAGACAUCCUAUUUGUCUUGUUCCUGACUCAGAGAUGUAUUUCAGCACAAGCUUAUAUCCAUCUCUGGACAAAGCAACUUGACUUUCUGAACUAGCCUGAAUCCCAUUGCGUUCCCAUGUAAAAUAUAACUGCAUGCUUAAAAUUCAGUACAUGGUUUGUUGGUUUAAGAACAGGCUGUUAGAGCAAGAACACUUAAGUUCCAGAAAGCUGGCUCUUAUGCAGGAAUAAAUAAAUUAAUAACAGGGAGGUUCUAACUCCUGCAUUUUGUACUUCUAAUGUGUUAGAGAGAUUGGACCUGGGGACACUCAUUAGGAAAAAAAGAACCAAAAAUCCCAGUAUUUGCCAGGAAACACUCUGCAGGGCGGUCAUUAUUGCUGUCAUUACCGUUACCAUUCCAGUCGCAGUCCCUUGUAGUAUUCAACACUCCUUAAGCUGUGCACUUGCCUGGAAGUUUUUUUUGUGCAUCCCUUUUAUUCUGUUUUCCUGCUUGAAAAAAGUUGAGCAGGGCGUUGAUGAAUGCCAGAAGGGCAUACACUAGUAUGAAUGCAUUGAGGAGGAGUAGGUGCUGGCCCAUAAUGCUGUGUUUAGGAGAAAAAAUUCCAAGGCACGUGAUGAAGCACAAAAUCAAUAGUAUUGUGUAAAAAGUACAUUUUUCACACAGGUACUGAGACAAAUGCAGCCUUCAAGCAGGUCAGGGGGGUUGCAAGAGUUUACACAUGGCUGAAUUUGGCUGCCUGUGUUAAUGUCAGUAAUCUGUUAUUUAGUGUAAAUGUUGUUCAUGUUUUUGUACCAACAUUAUAACCAGUGUUGUUCUCUCACUUGAGUUGUCAUUAACAAGAUCAGUAAUUGAGAAAUGCACACGUUUUGUAAAACUGUAUUCCCACCUUAAAUACAGAAGAGAA